This is a messenger RNA of Hypomesus transpacificus, 2100 nucleotides long. RefSeq names its product claudin-23-like. Gene Ontology annotation, cellular component: bicellular tight junction; plasma membrane. The coding region runs from base 976 to 1797 and encodes 273 amino acids. Gene Ontology annotation, molecular function: structural molecule activity. The transcript has a single exon. The record is from RefSeq and is a predicted model, not a curated record. Gene Ontology annotation, biological process: bicellular tight junction assembly; cell adhesion. Lineage: Eukaryota; Metazoa; Chordata; Actinopteri; Osmeriformes; Osmeridae.
CUCAAUUAUCAUUGCAUGUUUGCAAUGUCCAUUAGGGCCUACCAAUGUUGUUAGUGUCCAGUCUAAAUGUAUUUUAUUGCACCCAUACAAAAUAUAAGAAACGUCGCUUUCAUAUUGUUCACUUCUGGCCAACGUGCGUCCAAAAACCUUUUCCUAGUCCUCCUCUCUCCAUCCCCACGGUCAUUUAACCAGUUGAUCACUGGGGGAAACCAACAUCUGAGAGUGGAAGAAAGGGACGAGAGGAGUGAAGGAAACAAGGUAUGAACAGAUGAUUGGACCAUCAGGACUUCUCGUCCACUAAUAGUAUGAAAUGCUGCCACGCUGAUGAGCUCAUGCCAAUCACAACUGGGUUGGGAGAUUAUUUCGAAAUUCCGGAGGGUGGGGAUGAGAGGGCAGGGUGCGGUUACAUGUCCCCAACAGUUUGUUCAUGGCUUGAUGGUGGCACAUCCCAUCCGGCCUAACCAGCCACAUUCUUCCAUGACAUUCCAGCUGUAGCUCAAAUGGUUCACACGCUCUACACUUAUAUAGCUAAUAAUAUGGGUAUCUUCCUUAAUGCGUUUGACAAAGUAGUAGGCCUAAUUUCUACGAUGUAUUUUAAAAUUACGAAUUACAAAUGCUUUAGGCCUAUGUGAAAAAAACGAAAUAAACCCAUAGUAGGCCUAAAUAAGUUUAUUUCAAAGAAGUUGAAUAUUUAGGUUUAUGAACCUGAUUUGCUUCUUACCUGUUACUAUCAGGUAAGUGGCUAAUUAACAUAAUAUUAUUCAGGUGAGAGCACUCUCGGUCUCUUCUCCUACAGGUGAGAUAACUCAGCCUUUCAUCGAGCCGCGCGUCACACCCUCAGCUCUCAGUAACUGCCCCUCCUACCUAGAGUUUCGGUUUUUAACACAACUUUCAAGACAGCUCUAGACCAUUUGAAGCCUACUAAGAGUCAGAGCUCUACACUUCUGAGGUUACCAGACACCUACGACCAUAACCAUGCCCAAAUUGGAGGAAUGGGUGCGCACUUCCAUGCGAACCCCGGGAAUCUUCAUAUUCGGGAUGGUCUUCGCGCCCUGCGGCUGGAUCCUGAACCUAACGUCCACUGUGGCUCCGAAUUGGAGAACGCUACGCGAUCUUCCAGGCGUAUCUACGGACCAGAUACUACAGCAAGGCAUAUGGGACAUUUGUCAAGCGUUUGAGUCGAGUAGGGUAGUCCAAUGCAAUCAACCAGACACUGACUACUUUAAUAAUCCGAUCAUCCCUAUAGCCCAAGGGUUGAUGGUGGCCUCUCUCAUUGUUACCCUUAUUGGACUGGCCGUGGCAAUCCCGGGGAUUCGCUGCUGGACGGACCGUCCCAACUGGACCGUCGCUGGGAUUGGCGGAGUGCUUAUCUUUUUAUCCGGUGUGAUGACACUUAUCCCGAUAUCCUGGUACACUCACAUCUUGAAAGACAUUAACGCGCCGCCAAACUCAGUCAUCCGUGUGGACUUCUGCAUUAUUCUGGGGUACAUCGGGGGCAUUUUUGAAGUGGUCGCGGGCUUCGUCAUGUUCAUUGGCAUUUGUCGAUGCUGUGGCGGCAAGAACCGGGGUGAGAAACGGGUGGUUAUUCCUGAAUUCAGACACACAAGGAGCCCUCCGAGGCGGGUCGCCGUGCCCAGCGUAAUCCGGACCACGAGCAGCGCCAGCAGCGUGCCUUAUUCCAAGAACUCCAUGGAUGAGGAGGUGGACUUCCCCCGGGCUUUCCCCCGCACUGGACCGCGGUCCGGUGCCCUGUCUGCCAACUCGUAUGCUAGCAAACCAUAUGAUGCCGACUUGUGAAGUGGACUUUCCCACGUAAAAAUGAAGGAAAAUGACAAUGUAGACUGCUUAUUUUAUAAACUUUUUGGUUAACAUUGUGGGAAAGUCUCUUUUUUAACUAUACAUUUGUUUGAAUAAAGUAUUGUGUAAGUAUUUUACAUCAUUGGUUUUGCAUUUGCAUCAUAAUGUUUUUACAUAGUGUUUCUGUUGCACUUUAUAUAUGCCAACAUGUUGUCAGGCUGAGAGGCUAUAGGCCCUGAUGUCUGCAAUCAUUACUGUAUCACAAAAGGGCUCUCAUUAAAUGUUUACGACAUUCAUUUACAA